This is a messenger RNA of Aspergillus homomorphus CBS 101889, 1395 nucleotides long. RefSeq names its product 8-oxoguanine glycosylase OGG1. The record is from RefSeq and is a predicted model, not a curated record. Gene Ontology annotation, molecular function: damaged DNA binding; 8-oxo-7,8-dihydroguanine DNA N-glycosylase activity. Lineage: Eukaryota; Fungi; Ascomycota; Eurotiomycetes; Eurotiales; Aspergillaceae. Gene Ontology annotation, cellular component: nucleus. Gene Ontology annotation, biological process: base-excision repair, AP site formation; nucleotide-excision repair; base-excision repair. The coding region runs from base 10 to 1395 and encodes 461 amino acids. The transcript is spliced from 3 exons.
GUUGCCAUCAUGACAGUGGGUAAUUUUUCUGAGUGGCGCAAGUUGCCUGUGAGCCUGAGUGAGCUGUGCAUCAACACCACCUUGCGCUGCGGCCAAACAUUCCGAUGGCACAAUGUCCCCGACAGCGAUGAAUGGCGCUGCGUUCUCUACGGCCGACUUCUCUCCCUGAAGCAAGAUCCAACCCACCUCUACUAUCGAACCUACCUCCCUCCGCACUCCUCAAAAACAAUCCCACCUCUCCCUCCUCCCCGUUUAACCCCAAACGCCACACCCACGCAAGCCCACGAACACCCCCCAAAUACCAAACCCAAACCCCAAGCAACCAAAAAUGAUACCCUCACCACCGCCGAAAACCAUGACAAGAACGCAGACCCCAUCCUCCCCCUCCUAACAGCCUACUUCAACCUCCCCGCCAACCUCACAGCGCUGUACGAAGGCUGGUCACGCCACGACGCGAACUUCCGGAAGAAGGCGCCGCAGUUCACGGGGAUCCGGAUCCUGCGCCAGGACGCCUGGGAAGCGCUGGUGGGCUUCAUCUGCAGCAGCAACAACAACAUCGCGCGCAUCUCGCAGAUGGUCGAGAAGCUGUGUCUGCGGUACGGGCCGUUCGUCGCCUCCGUCGACGGCCGCGCGUACCACGACUUCCCUCGCCCGGAGGCGCUGGUCGCGGACGACGUCGAGGCCACGCUGCGUGAGCUGGGCUUCGGGUACCGGGCGAAGUAUAUUGCUCAGACGGCGCGGGUGGUGGCGCUGGAGCGGGAGGUCGGGUGGUUGGAGGGGUUGCGGAAUCCGGAGGUUUCGGGGGCGGGUUGUCGUGGUGAUGGUGGUGGUGCUGUGGAGGAGGAGAUGAGGGAGGAAGGGAGGGAGGGGUAUCGGCUUGCUCAUGAGAAGUUGUUGGAGUUGCAGGGCGUCGGGCCGAAGGUUGCGGAUUGUGUUUGCUUGAUGGGGCUGGGGUGGGGGGAGGCCGUGCCGGUUGAUACGCAUGUCUGGCAGAUCGCGCAGAGGGACUAUAAGUUCGGCAAAGGCUCGCAUAAGUCGCUCACCAAGGUGCUGUACGAUGCCGUCGGGAACCAUUUCCGAAAGCUCUGGGGGAAGGAGGCCGGCUGGGCGCAGAGUGUCCUGUUUACGGCUAAUCUGAGGACGUUCUCGGAUCGGUUGGUGGCGACUACUUCUAAAGUGGACGUCAAGGUUGAGGUGAAGGAUGAGGAGCGCACGGACGAGGGAGUUGAGGUCAAGACGGAGGUUACUACGGCCACAGCUAUUCCCGUGAAGAGGUCGGCAAGCGAAGACGAUGUCGAGGCCAAGGCCGAGAAUGACACGGACACUAAAGCCGUGCUGCAGGCAUCGCAGACUACGACAACCAGGCGGAUGUCCAAGCGGCUCCGGAAACGAUGA